AUGAGCCGAAAAGUAUUUCAAAAGGCGUCCCCAUCUGGCCCUCGACCUAUUGACAUCGUGAGAGAAGCUCUGCGACUGCUCCCACGAAGCGGUCGUGUCCACCGCGACUUCGAUGGUCAGUUGGUGUGCGCCGACAUCGAAGCUUGCCGCCGCUCCAAGCUGCUCGGGGGCGAUGAUCUACUUGUACAACUUCUCUCCCUGCUCCGGGCAGAUUUCCAGCCAGCGUUCAGGGCGGAACACAAGACAGACUCUACCACAGCGCCGAAGUCGAAGAACGAUACUCUGAAGCAGAGCGAGACUGCGCUUGAAUUCGUGCCUUUCGCUACGUACUGCACUGUUGACAAAUCGCAAACAAGGGCUUUCGCUGUGCAGAUGAUCGUGCUGCUUGUAGCGGUUCUCUGCAAAGGUUUGGGUGAUGAGUGGAAGCUGGCAGAUGCAAACAGCUUGCCUGAUCAUCGUAUUUCUCUGGAAUCAGAUCGCGAAGCGUACGAGGACUUGUGUUUGAUAAAGGGCUAA
Messenger RNA from Ascochyta rabiei, 516 nucleotides. RefSeq lists its product as uncharacterized. The record is from RefSeq and is a predicted model, not a curated record. Lineage: Eukaryota; Fungi; Ascomycota; Dothideomycetes; Pleosporales; Didymellaceae. Bases 1 to 516 code for a protein of 171 amino acids. The transcript has a single exon.